AUUUGGAGCUGCUUGGGCGAUAAUAGAGAGGCACCACAUCAUUUGCAAAACCCCUUUGCAGAAGAAAUGGGGAAAAAUACAGACUCUGCCCAGAGUAAGGACACAAAAGUUCAAGCUGAAACACAGAGAAAGCGAAAGUAUACUGAUGCUUUACAACUUUCAGAGAAAAGUUCCCCACCAGUGCGGAAGUCUCAGCGCUUGAAGAAGAAGAGAGAACCCCAUACAGCUGCCAGUGAGGACAAGCAAAAAGAAGAAGAACAGAAGUAUCAUGAUGAUAGAAAUGCUGAAGGCAAUAUUGUCACUGACUUGGGAUAUACUGUUGAGAUCCACAAUCUUUCUUCUGAUGAUGAAAAUACACAGA
This is a messenger RNA of Owenia fusiformis, 361 nucleotides long. The record is from the annotation of a GenBank genome assembly. NCBI's taxonomy places the organism in Eukaryota, Metazoa, Annelida, Polychaeta, Sabellida, Oweniidae.